Paramacrobiotus metropolitanus is the source of this 3690-nucleotide messenger RNA. RefSeq lists its product as uncharacterized. The transcript has 4 exons. The coding region runs from base 1493 to 3445 and encodes 650 amino acids. Lineage: Eukaryota; Metazoa; Tardigrada; Eutardigrada; Parachela; Macrobiotidae. Gene Ontology annotation, biological process: proteolysis. Gene Ontology annotation, molecular function: zinc ion binding; metalloendopeptidase activity. The record is from RefSeq and is a predicted model, not a curated record.
UUCGGUUUCCUUUCGGCUCGGAGUGGAUCUAUGCUAGUACCUCCGUUGAGCUGUUGCGAUUGCAUAAUCUAGUUGCCUUUUUCCACUUGAACGUUUCCGUGCUUGCGUACGUUAAUUUGGUAAUGCGCUUGUACGUAAUAAUUACUCCUAAGUAAUUUCACUCAUAAUGUAUCCUCGUUAGACGAGCCGCGCUGCGUUAUAACCGCAUUUCGAUCAAGUCAGCCACCGCCAAGUCACCGACAGAAAUUAUGACGACAAGUCGACAACCAAGUUUUUGCUGAUUCCAAACGUGCGCUUGGUUAUUCAAAGUGUCAGUGAGUAGUUACCGGAAACCUUUCUGAAAAACAUUUUAUCUGUCAUAUAUUCGUGAUGUCGUCGUUGGAGAAAAGUGCCUGAAAUUUUCUUCAGCACUUUAGUGUUUCUUUGUAACGGCCUGGGUUUAGAAUAAGAAACUUCAUUUAUACAGGUGGUUUUUGACGUUUUGUUAUUUGACGAGAUAUUUAUUAGCUUCUUCCAGGUGUUUUUCACGGCAAAAAAUGAAAUAAACGCGAAAAGGGCAAAGGUCUUUGUUUAUACUUCAUUUGCACCUUCGAAAACUAGCGAUGAAGACGAUUAACUACAAGUACAAAUGUACAUGCUAACUGAGCAAGUGCGUACAUAUUUGUCCAUGUUUUGAAGUAGCAGUAAAUGUUACGAAAUGCGGCAGCACGUGUGUCUGAAAUCUAUCUCUGAUAAAUUGAACUAGCAUAUCUUCGUAACGAUCAAAACAGUAGCACUGACAUCUGGCAUCAAAAUCUUCGUGCAGCAGCUUUAAAGCAAAAUGCGAAGUACAAAGCAGACUUGUUUAAAACCUUCUUGCUGUUAUGGAACCGUCACGAUUCAUGUGUUUAUGGACUACUGAUGCAAAGAAUUCAGGAUGAACAGCAUCUUCCUUCCUACCUGCAUGUGGUGAAGGUGAAUUAUUAUGUUGAAUUGAAAUCUCCGUACCAGAAGUGGAAAUGUUUGAUCAAAAGUUUGAUUGUUUAUCAAGACCACAAAACGGGAAGCAGUACGACACACCACUGUAACCAACGGGCAAUGAUUCUUUAUUUAUUCAGAAGAUAUGAUCUUUUAUCAAGAAAUUACCACAAGUGUCGUCAUUUCUUGCACAGCUGCUUUAGCGGCAUCUAUAUCUUCGAUCAUUACGAGUUUUUAUACACUAUGUUUUGGAACACGCGCUACUUAAUUCACUUGCUUACGCUCUGCAGUUUAGAUUUGCGGUAACACUACAAAAUCCAUACAAGUUUCUAAUGGUUUGUACUGUGUGUUUUCGUGGAUUUUAUUUAUGGGUUGCCAGUUUCUACGUAAUUAGAAGUGAAAUAAUGUAUCUGUAGUUAUCUUUACUUCCACUGCGAUCAGGAACAGGGUGAGAAGCGGCUUUCGUGUUUUAUAAAGGCCAUAUCCUUAUAAGAAAUCGUAAUACGACGUUCCUGGAGCCAACAUUUCUGUAAAUAUGGUAGAGUAUUGGUCCCUGUUUUAUCUUAUAAUCGCUCCCCUGCUCUUGAACACCGCUAAAGCAGUAUCUGACGAAGAUGGAGAUGUGCUUAUAACAACAGAUAUUUUUCAAACUCCUGGCAACGUUUCUGACGGAAAUGCGAGGGGAGAUACAGGCCCUGCUCUCUGGCCAACUCGCACUGCCAUUCCUUAUAUCAUAAGCCCAUUAUUCAGUUUACCAGAACAACUGACGAUUCUUAAGGCUCUUCGCAUCAUGGAGAGAAAGACAAGGGGAUGUGUAAUGUUCAAGCCUAAAAGCGACGAAAAUGAUUAUAUUUUCUUUUCCGCCAACACCUACGGCAAAUGCGACUCACAAGUUGGCAGAUCCGGCGGCCUGCAGUACAUUCAUCUGGCCCACCCCGGUGACUAUUCUUCAACAUCAUGUAUGGAUACCGGAAGCAUCCAGCAUGAGGUCAUGCACACUUUGGGCUUCCGUCACGAGCAGAAACGUCCGGACCGCGAACAGUAUGUCGAUGUCCGCAGCGACAACAUUGACGACGAAACGGCUGAUAAUGACUUCGCCAUCAGCUCGUUAAUGUUCACGUAUGGAAUAAAAUACGAUUACCAUUCCAUUUUGCAUUACGAAGCCUUUGCUGGCGCCCUAUCCCCUCAAGUUCCCGUGAUUGUACCGAAAAGAGGCCUGAUUGUUCGUAUGGGAUUGGAACUGCAAAUGACCCCGAGCGAUGUCGCUAAAAUAAUCUUGGCCUACCAAUGUCCGUUAGUCAUUUCUCCCGGCAGUACAACCGGCAAAAGCGAGAAUUUCCCAAAUUUCUCCCUCGAUCCAAUGACGGAAGACCAGUGCCAGCAACAGUUUAACAAAUACUGCGGAUCUGACCUAACCAUGUGGAACAAUUGCACGAGGCGAAAGGAUCUUCGUAUUCGUUGCUUAUCGAAUGCACCGUUAUCAGUGCUUGAAAGAAUGGCCGUGAACUUGGCGAAGGAACCGCUGCGAUUAGCAUCUAUGGAAGUGGAAGAACGACUUCUGGCAAUUUACUCCUUCAAGCCGAUUCAAACCCAAGUCCUGAAGCUGCAGCUAUGCAACUGCUUCACAGCCCGCGUGACACGAAGACUGAUCACGCUGAAUUUUGAAAAUUUAAUACAUUUUGAACUUUACCACUGCCACAAUCUGAUUAUCGAAAAGGCGGACUUUACAAUGUAUCAACGGCUGCGGAUAAUCACCUUUUAUAACACCACCGUCAACGCUCUGCAAUCUGGCUCAUUUGCGGAUUUGCCGGAACUUCGGAUCCUUUCAUUGGAAGCACUCUCCAACAGCCAAAAAAAUUACAAUUUUGAACCAACCUUUCGAGAGUAUCUGCAACGUCUGCACUGUAGUUGUGAAUUCGCUUGGUAUCGAUCAUGGUGGCGCAACAGUAAAGCGUUGCGACUCAGAGUUCAAACAGGGGAGCUGUAUUCUUUCGAAGGACCGUCUGAAGGAACAUUCUUUAACAGCGAUCCGUUUAUUAAAGAGGACUUAUAUCAUCCGAUAAAUUGUCAUGCCGAUCCGUUUCCGCUGAGCACAGAGUGGAUCAACUAUUACACGCAAAUUGAGUACUCUGUCAACGAACCACUGUGCAACCAAACAUCUGCUACAUCUUCUGCAGCUAAACUUUCAACCCGGCUGGUAACUCCAGCUACAACUAGCGCACCGUCACCGGCAGCCAACGGGUCUGAACCGACUCAUCUAGCGGUCACGCAAAGUAAAUUAAACCCGGGAUCGGUAACGGGUAUUGUUAUAGGCGUACUUAUGGGCAUGGCUCUUCUAAUCGCCGCUAUUUCCGCAUUUAUUAUGAAAAACCGAUGCAGAGCGUGGCAGGCAACAUUACGAAACGAUGGACUAUCGGGAAGGCUCGUUAGGAAUGGAGGAACCGAUGCCGGCGAAGGAAUCGCAUUUGGUGACGCAACAACACCCUAAAAGAAUGGGCGUGUCAGCCGCGUGUGGGCUUUGCGGAGGCCGUUAGUUGGUAACUGACUUGUUUUAUUUAUUGCUUUUGCUGAUUACCAACAUUAUUGUGAACGUUUUGAAGGCAUUCUUUAUAACUUGGCAAAAAAUUUCCACUGAUUUCCAAGCGCACGAAUAAAUAGGCUAGAAUGUUGGAUAUCUCUAACGACUGUGGGUGUUUUAAUGUUUAGCAAGCAGAAAAUUCAAUAAAACAUUAG